GCUAUUGGCUUAUUUGUAUGUCACUAUACUCUGGUCAACCAUUGAACAUGUUCAAAGAGGAUGGUCCAUUCAGUUACUAACUUCAAGUGGCUACUGUAGCUCGCAUGGAACUACAUUUAUUACAGUUCAUACGUUUAUUCUAUGUUAAAUGUCAUAACUGUCGAUUUGAGAAAUCGGUCCCACCGGUUGAGAAAACAAACUCGUGUUUCUUUCAAUUCAAUUCGGUGCGUUUUUGGAACACGAGAAAUGGAAGAGUUGAACGAGUCCACGUCCUCACCCGCUUCUGCGUUCGAGAAGGACGCAUUUGAGCUGACAGUCGAAGAUGUUUAUGACAUUUCAUACGUUAUUGGCAGAGAUUUGUUGAAAAUAAUUAAUACAGGUGAGGAAGUCUCAGAUUUGCAAUUCAAAAUUGUGCGUGUUUUGGAGAUGUUUGAAACGUUAGUGAAUAAGCACAACCUAUCGCUGGAGGAGUUGAAAAUGGAACGAGACAACUUGAAAAGUGAACUGGAUAGAAUCGUGAGAGAAAGUUCUGUCGGUAAGGAAGAGCAAACACUAGGACCAAACAAACUGGUGGUAGACAUGAAAGAUCCCAACAGACCACGCUUCACAAUGCAGGAGCUGAAGGAGGUGCUUCAGGAGAGGAACCAGCUCAAGGCACAGUUACUGGUGGCCCAAGAAGAGUUGCAGCUCUACAAGAGUGGGGUGCACUCACAGGGCAAGCAAGCCAUGGUAAAGGCUGACCUGGAAUUUCCAUCCCCUUCGGUUCCUGACACAACAGAUGAGACUAAAGAAGAGGAACCAAAAGAGGAAAGUACCAUCAGAAAGCUGUUUUCAUUCAGGCGGAAAUGAGGACAACCGGUGUGAGGACCUAAAGCAUUAAUACUAAUGAUAAACCAAACAUUUUUAUGCACACUUUUUUUCCCCCUAUGCUUUCUUUGUAUUAGGAUAAUUGAAAUUUUUUGAAUGAAUGGCAUUUUAAAACUCUAGAAUAAUUAAGCCUUUUAAAAGUAUCUCGGCGUUGUGUUUUUAUAGAUUUAUAGUCAUGUCAUUAAUAGUUACGGGAAAAUUCCUAUUUCUGCACUUUUUAGGUAGAAUAACAUGGUAGAUGCACACCAAACUCAUGUUUCCUUGAACGUUGUACAAAACUGAGCAUUCCUUUUUGGUUGAACAUUCAUCACUAUUUGGCUCAAACUCUGGAUGAACAGAUGGAACCUUGCAAAGACCAACAUUCAAGACGGGGGUUACAACAGUAGCCCCAGUAGAGACAGGACCUCCAAGACUACAUGAGCACCCUACUGCCAUUGGAAUGUUUUAGCAAAUAUGUUUUUAUUUUUAUGUACACUGAGUAUACAAAACAUUAACACCUGCUCUUACCAUGUGACUGACUAGGUGAAAGCUAUGAUCCCUUACAGGUGUCACUUGUUAAAUCCACUUAAUCAGUGUAGAUUAAGGGGAGGAGAGGUUAAAGGAUUUUUAAGCCUUGAGACAUGGAUUGUGUACCAUUCAGUGACUGGGCAAGACCAGUACCGUUGAACGGUGUAUGAUGCCAAGCUCACCGGUUUGUGUCAAAGAAUUGCAACGCUAGGUUUUUUCCACACUCAGUUUCUCAUGUAUAUAAAGCCAACUUGACAACUGUG
Messenger RNA from Salmo salar (Atlantic salmon), 1637 nucleotides. RefSeq names its product RILP-like protein 2. Gene Ontology annotation, biological process: cilium assembly. Lineage: Eukaryota; Metazoa; Chordata; Actinopteri; Salmoniformes; Salmonidae. Gene Ontology annotation, cellular component: cytoplasm; ciliary basal body. Gene Ontology annotation, molecular function: small GTPase binding; protein dimerization activity; dynein light intermediate chain binding. The record is from RefSeq and is a predicted model, not a curated record.